Molecule: messenger RNA, 906 nt
Organism: Camarhynchus parvulus
Lineage: Eukaryota; Metazoa; Chordata; Aves; Passeriformes; Thraupidae
Gene: CCNI2
Product: cyclin I family member 2
Biological process (GO): mitotic cell cycle phase transition; regulation of cyclin-dependent protein serine/threonine kinase activity
Cellular component (GO): nucleus; cytoplasm; cyclin-dependent protein kinase holoenzyme complex
Molecular function (GO): cyclin-dependent protein serine/threonine kinase regulator activity
Source: RefSeq, a predicted model, not a curated record
AUGAAGUGUCCUGGACAUAUAGAGAGGUCACAACUUGCCUUUUUUCUGGAAAAUGCCUUAGCCAGAGAGGCCAGCAUUUGAAAAGUGCCAGUUUUCCAGAAUCCCACUGUGAAGGGCACAGAUAUCUCUCUGUCAGGUUACAAAAAAGCAGUUCUCUGGAUUCCAGAAAUCAGCUCCCAGUUCCAGUUUUACCCUUAAACGUUUGCCUUAGCCACCAGCAUCUUCAACAGGCUGUUGGCAUCAGUAAAGGCCCAAUUAAAAUAUCUGCAGUGCAUUGCAAUUUCCUGCCUUGUCCUUGCAGCAGAAACCAAUGAAGAUGAGGUCCUAAUACCAUCAGUGCAGACGCUAGCAGUGCAGAGCAGAUGUAAACACUCUCCAGCCGAGAUCUUGAGAAUGAAAAGAAUUAUUCUGGAUAAGCUUCAGUGGGAUCUUUACACAGAAACACCAAUGGAUUUCUUAAACAUUUUCCAUGCCAUGGUGAUGACCAGCUGGCCCCAUCUCCCACCCAGACUGCCUCAGAGGAAUCCUUCCCUCCACGUUGCACUCUUGACCAAGCAGCUGCAGCACUGUAUGGCCUGCCACCAACUUGUGCAGUUUAAGGGCUCCACGUUGGUUUUGGUGAUCAUCACCUUGGAGCUGGAGAGGCAGACUCCUGGUUGGUUUGCUGUUAUUACUGAUCUGCUAAAAAAAGCACAGGUGAACAGCACUGAAUUUAUCCACUGCAAAGAGCUUGUGGAUCUAGAGUUAAUGUGCUUGCAGGCACCCAAUGCUGUAAAUAUUUUCUGUCCCAUCAGCCAAGCUGUGCAGGGCCAUCCCAAGGCAAGGCUACCCUGCCAGCCCCUUCUGAAUGGCAGAGUUCCCAACAAGGGAGGGUGAGGGCUGCUGUAGGCCAGCCUGUUUCAGCAA